AACACCAGUUGAAUUUACCGCUGCCAGACGGUCUGCAAAACUGUUUAUUGUGGUGUGUUUUCGCACAGUUUUCUAUUAAAAUGGUAUUAAUAAUGCCUAUUAGCCCUCCUGAGCAUGGUCUCUUGUACACGGCUAACAAUAUUAAACUAAAACUUGGCGAUAAAGUCGUUGGCCAAGGCACUAUAUAUAUUUCGCAAAACACGCUUUCUUGGCAACCGGUGGAUCUCCAAGAGGGCAUUUCGAUUGAGUGGAAGCAAGUCAGCUUACAUGGCAUUUCUUCGAAUCCCAGGAAAUGUAUUUACUUUAUGCUGGAUCGCAAAGUGGAAUGGGAAGGAGUCUACAUGGGACGUAGUCUCGAAAUCAAUGGCCAGAAUGGUGCUAACGAUGAGCAACAGCGAAAUGCUGCUGCAGCAGUUGUUAACAACGAUGUAGAUGAGGGCAACGGUAGUGAUGACCUAGACGAUGACGACGACGAUGAUAACUUUGAGGAUGCAGUCGAUCAGCAACUAGACGAUGUUACCGAGUGCUGGCUGCUGCCCGAUGAUAUACACACUGUGGACACCAUGUACAAUGCUAUGACCACUUGUCAGGCAUUACAUCCUGACUCAGCGGACAGCAACUCGGAGGAUAGCGAUCCCAUGGAGGAUGCUGGUGGCGUUGGCAUGGCCUUUGAUGAUCAGGACAUGGUGGAGGAUGUCCUUACGCUGGGUCGCAAUGGUGGCGAAGUUGGCGGCAUGCAGAAUCUUAGCCUUGACGAUGAUGAUGAGCGCUUUGAGGACGCGGACGAAUAAGGUUACUCCAUCCACCCCACACGAGAAACUAACUACUCCAAAUAACCAUUGCAUCCAUAUACAUACAUACGUAUUUAUAUUUGAAUCUUUUAUACAAAUUGUAAGUCUAAAGUGUAUUGUGAACAUAUUUGAAUAGCUUUUUGGAAUACUUUAUACUUAACGCUGUAAGCGCUCAACAACAUUUAAGCGUUUUCUUUUUUGGCCUGCUGCUGCAGCUUCAUCUCGUUUUCCAGCGCAUCUUCGCUUAUGGGCGCUGCUAACUGUAUGUAAAACAUAAGUGUACAAGUAGUAAAAUUGAAUGCAUUAUAAUCUUACCGCUUCGGCCACUUCUAACAUGACCAAUGCCUGCUGAUAGCCAUCUCCCUUCGAGGGUACUUUAUCAUAAUUCCAAUACGUGAAGUCUUGGAAUGUGCCUGUCAGUCUCAGUUGUCGAUCUGCUUGGUUUUCAUCCGUCUCCUGCAGUACGAGGCCUUUGUAUCCCUUGGGCACUGACUCCCGCUUUCCAAGUAGUGGAUAUCCUCUAAGAGCAUUUGAUAAAAUGCCUUUGCCGAAUUCUGGCGUAUCACGCGUAUAAUUGUUAAAGUGUUUAUCGACAUCUGUGCACUCGCCGUCACCAACGAUUUUGGCUGGUAAAUAGUGCAGCUGCAUUGGUCUCUUGUUGUCCAAUUGCUGAAUAUCGAAAUCCAAAGUAAUUGACAUUUUGUUUACCCACAAAACAAUCUCCAAUGAAAACAAAUAUUCUACAUAAA
This is a messenger RNA of Drosophila nasuta, 1540 nucleotides long. It is a transcript of the gene icln, whose product is annotated as chloride nucleotide-sensitive channel icln. The transcript is spliced from 2 exons. Gene Ontology annotation, biological process: cell volume homeostasis; mRNA cis splicing, via spliceosome; spliceosomal snRNP assembly. NCBI's taxonomy places the organism in Eukaryota, Metazoa, Arthropoda, Insecta, Diptera, Drosophilidae. Gene Ontology annotation, cellular component: cytosol; pICln-Sm protein complex; methylosome. The record is from RefSeq and is a predicted model, not a curated record. The coding region runs from base 81 to 791 and encodes 236 amino acids.